UGCCUGACAUCCACGACAUUCAACCAUACCUUCCACAACCUCCAAACUAGUGUGUCAAACAAAUCGUCAGUGGAAACAUGAUUUAAACCUUUGAGUGUAUUCGGAAACUUUGUUUAAAUAGUUAAUCAUGUCUUGUAAACGAGUUUUGGUCACAGUUGGUACAACACGUUUCGAUAAACUCAUUGAACAUGCACAUUCAGACGCUGUUUUGAACAAACUGGAAUCGCUGGGUUUCACCGAAGUCACGUAUCAAGUGGGCAAUGGCAAAGGCGACAUCAAAGAGAAAACACAUUCGGUGUUACAACUAGAUUACGUCAAGUACAUCGAAGACUUCAACGAGGAAAUAAAGCGUUCGGAUUUAGUGAUAAGUCACGCGGGUGCCGGCACAUGCCUGGAAGUGCUCAAAGCUGGCACACCACUGAUUGUUGUUAUAAAUGAGGAACUCAUGGACAACCAUCAGCUUGAAUUGGCUGAACAAUUGGAAUGUGAUAAUUAUGUUUAUUAUUGCAAUCCAAAGGGUUUGAAGAACACUCUGGAGAAAAAUCUCAAAGAUUUGAAGAAAUAUCCUAAAGCAUCCAAGCAUUUAUUUAGGAAUUAUUUAAACAAAGCUAUGGGUUUUGCUUGAAUAAUUUGUAAAAAUAUAGAAGUUUUUAAUAAGUUAGGUUUAUGAUAAAAUUCAGAAUAUAUUUUUUUAAAAGAAA
Dalotia coriaria is the source of this 701-nucleotide messenger RNA. It is a transcript of the gene Alg13, whose product is annotated as Alg13 UDP-N-acetylglucosaminyltransferase subunit. Lineage: Eukaryota; Metazoa; Arthropoda; Insecta; Coleoptera; Staphylinidae. Gene Ontology annotation, molecular function: hexosyltransferase activity. The transcript has a single exon. The record is from RefSeq and is a predicted model, not a curated record. Bases 128 to 625 code for a protein of 165 amino acids. Gene Ontology annotation, biological process: dolichol-linked oligosaccharide biosynthetic process.